Messenger RNA from Cynara cardunculus var. scolymus (artichoke), 1056 nucleotides. RefSeq names its product flavanone 3-dioxygenase 3. Lineage: Eukaryota; Viridiplantae; Streptophyta; Magnoliopsida; Asterales; Asteraceae. The record is from RefSeq and is a predicted model, not a curated record. The transcript has 3 exons. The coding region runs from base 1 to 1056 and encodes 351 amino acids.
AUGGACAGUGGUGAUCAUGAUGAAAAGACGUUUUCGAUUGGUGAAACACCGCAAGAAACAAGGUUUUCGCAUGUUCCUAAAUGUUACGAUAUCUCACCGUCUGAUCGACCUACUUUGGACCCUGAGAUGGCAGAUGUGGUGGUUAUUGACUUGGCUGGACUGAAUGACCCUGAUCAACGCCCCACGAUUGUCAAGAAUAUUGGAAAUGCUUGUCGUGAGAGUGGGUUUUUCCAGAUAAUCAACCAUGGGAUCACACAAAAGGUUCUUGACGAAGCAUUAGGAACUGCAUUUGGAUUUUUCAACCUACCAACUACAGAGAAGGUAAGGUACAUGUCUAAUGACAUCCACAAGCCCGUUCGUUAUGGGACAAGCAUAAAGGACGGAAUGGACAAAAUUCAGUUCUGGAGGGUUUUCCUUAAACUGUAUGCUCAUCCUCUUAAUCAGUGGAUUCAUCAAUGGCCUGAUAACCCACCCGACUACAGAGAAAAAAUGGGGGAGUAUGCUAUGAAAGCAAGACAUUUAGCCAUUGAACUGAUGGGUGUCAUAACUGAAAGCCUUGGAAUCGGCCCAAAAUAUCUUGGAACCAAAAUGGAAGAUGGUUUGCAAGUGCUUGCUGUCAAUUGCUAUCCAGAGUGUCCUGAACCACAUAUGGCUCUAGGGUUACCACCUCACUCGGACUAUAGUUGCAUAACCAUAGUUCUUCAUAGCUCGUGUGGGCUUGAGAUCAUGGAUACCUCGGAUGCCACUUGGCGAUUGGUACCUGAAUUGCACGGGGCUCUCCAAGUCCAUAUAGGCGACCACGUGGAGGUACUGAGCAACGGGCUUUACAAAAGCAUGGUGCAUAGGGUCACCCUCAACAACAAGAAAACACGGGUUUCUAUUGCAAGCCUCCAUAGCUUGGAAAUGGAUGAGAAGAUGGCAACUGCUAAAGAGCUUACGGACGAUGAACAUCCAAAAAAGUACAAGGAAAGUAGUUUCAGUGAUUUCCUCGAUUUUCUCAGUAACAAUGACAUUACAGAAGGAAAGAGCUUCAUCGAAUCACUCAAAAUCAACUAG